AUGGGUCGUUCUGAGGCCAGGCAGUUGCUCGAAAAACACAACGUGCUUGUCCGUUUACUUACAAGACUUGUUGACGCAUUCGAAACCAAUUCCGAUGAACUUCCCAGCUCCACUUACCCUUCACAUCUACCUCAAUCGGACCAAGAUGAAGGUGAAUCGUCCGAUAGAAGGGCAACAAUUGCGAAUUUAUUGGUUGGAGUUUUCGGUGUAGAUCCGUCGUAUGUCGCCCGCACCACCAGUUUUUUAUUUCCGCUUUCUGGUGAAAACCUGACGGAGGAAGCUGUUCCCACACCCAAUCCACCCCGCAUACUCGUGUGGCCUGCUGGCAAUACACUUGGACGAUCGAGAUUUCAUCCGUUUGAGCGGCUAUUCAACGUGAUUACUGAUGUGGCUUACAUACUCGGUAGUCUAACCAAUAUGCGUCCACUGUAUGGUGACUCGGUUCUACCUCAGGGCUGGUGGAAUUUGGCAGCUCGAAGCUCGUAUCUGCAUUAUAUCCGUCUACUUCUCACCUUGCUCAGCUACGUUCAGGUCCAAUUCUUGGCCACCUUAAAUUUUACCAGCAACCUGACCUGCAUUGCGAGUUUGGCAGCUAUUGGUGAAGUUCGCUUCACUGUCUUUCGCUGUACGAUGAUGAUGGUGAUGUACCUGGUGGACAAAUUUGGUGCGCUCGGGCGGAUUAUUGCUGUUGGAUCCCUAAUUCGAAUAUCGAUCCCUAAGGAUUCUAUCGUACGUGCCGGACCAGCUUGUUGA
Echinostoma caproni is the source of this 753-nucleotide messenger RNA. The record is from the annotation of a GenBank genome assembly. Lineage: Eukaryota; Metazoa; Platyhelminthes; Trematoda; Plagiorchiida; Echinostomatidae.